AUGGCGUCGCCUCCGCCCGUGGAAGACCAGUCGCGCCUGCUGGAGGAUGCCCUGGGCGUGGUGCGCCAGCAGACGAUGCUCAUGCGGCGAUGCCUGGAGACGCCGGGGAAGCUGAUGGACGCGCUCAAGUGCUGCUCGACCCUCGUCUCGGAACUACGCACCAGCAGCCUCGGCCCCAAGCAAUACUAUGAGCUGUACAUGGCCGUCUUCGAUGCGCUGCGCUAUCUCUCCGUCUACCUCCGCGACAACCACCCCGUCAACCACCUCGCCGACCUGUACGAGCUGGUCCAGUAUGCCGGCAACAUCAUCCCGCGUCUGUACCUCAUGAUCACCGUCGGCACCGUGUACAUGGCCAUUGAAGACGCGCCCGUCAAGGAGAUCAUGAAGGACAUGAUGGAGAUGAGCCGCGGUGUGCAACACCCCAUUCGCGGCCUGUUCCUGCGUUACUACCUCUCCGGCCAGUCCCGCGACUGCCUUCCCACCGGCGAUGGCGAUGGCCCCGAGGGCAACCUACAGGAUUCUAUCAGCUUCAUUCUUACCAACUUCGUCGAGAUGAACAAGCUUUGGGUGCGGCUGCAACACCAGGGUCAUUCGCGGGAACGGGAGCAGCGGACCAAGGAAAGACAGGAGCUGCAGUUGUUGGUCGGGAGCAAUCUGGUCCGCCUGAGCCAGCUGGUCGACUUGGAGAACUACAAGAAGAUCCUGGGUCCACUCCUUGAGCAGGUCGUGCAGUGUCGGGAUGUUCUCGCGCAAGAGUACCUGCUUGACGUUAUUAUCCAGGUCUUCCCCGACGAAUUCCACCUCCACACCCUCGACCAAUUCCUCUCCGCCACCGCCAGACUCAAUCCCCACGUCAACGUCAAGGCCAUCGUUAUCAGCUUGAUGGACAGGCUAUCUGCGUAUGCUGGCCGAGAAGCCGAUGCCGAGACACCCGAACAGCGGAAACAGAUCGAGGAGGAAGCUUGUACCAAGCUUCUUGAGCAGCUGCGGAUAUCGAAGGAGGCAAAGGAUACGGAAUCGUCGACGCAGCCAAAUGGCGAGAACAGCGAAAACGGCGAGUCGGAGCAUGAGGGUGAAGACGCAUCCAUUGCUCCUUCAGAAUCCACCACAGUCGCUCCGUCUGAGGCGACAGCCGAGACCGAAGCCACGGCUGUUGACGGCGAAGUCAAGAAGCACCGUGGCAUCCCGGAGAACGUCAAGCUCUUCGAGAUCUUCUACGAGCAAGUCGCUGCGCUGGUCAAGAUGGCACGUCUGCCCAUCCAAGAUACCAUUGCUCUUCUCGUUUCUCUCGCAAACCUUGCAUUAAGCAUCUAUCCGGAACGCCUGGACUAUGUCGAUCGCGUUCUUGAUUUUGCUAACGAGAGAGUCGCGCAAUAUGCUAACAGCGCCGACCUUCACUCGCAAGCUUCUCAAUCCAACAUCCUCAACCUUCUUCUGGCGCCUCUCAAGGCAUAUCUUUCUCUAUUUACCGCACUCGCGCUCCCCAACUUUGUACCGCUUCUGCACUCUCAACCCUAUCCCACCAGACGAGCAGUCGCUGGCGAGGUUGCGCGAAGCUUGCUCAGGAAUUCAACUAAAAUCACAUCCGUGGAGAACCUGGAGUCUGUGCUGGAGAUCCUCAAGGUCCUCAUCAAGGAGGGCGCACAACAACCCACCGGCUACCCUGGUGGUCCUCUGCAGCGGAAGGGCAUGGAGACGGACGAAACGAUUGAAGAACAGGGAUGGCUGGCACGGAUAGUGCACCUCAUUCAAGGAACCGACAAUGAUACCCAAUUCAAGCUCCUCCAAGCAGCUCGCAAGGCAUUCAGCGAUGGCAACGAGCGCGUCAAAUACACCACACCUGCACUCAUUACUUCAUCUCUCAAGCUCGCGAGGAAAUUCAAGACACGCGAGCAUUUCGACGACAACUGGAACUCUCAAUCAUCGGCACUCUACAAGUUUGCCCACUCUCUCCUUAGCACUCUCUACGCCCGUGUCGCGGGUGCAGCUGAUCUGUCACUACGGCUGUUCGUAGCCUGCGGUCAGGUCGCCGACCAGACUGGCCACGAAGAGAUCGCGUACGAGUUCUACGCACAGGCUUUCACCAUAUACGAAGAGGCCAUCAGCGACAGCCGCGCGCAGUUUCAGGCCGUUUGCAUCAUCGCCGGCGGCCUGCACAUGUCUAGAAAUUUCAGCAGGGACAACUACGACACCCUCAUCACGAAGUGCGCCCUGCAUGGUAGCAAGCUGCUCAAGAAGCCGGACCAGUGCCGUGCCGUGUACUUGGCGAGUCACUUGUGGUGGGCGACUGAGAUCCGGGCUCGCAACGAGGAAGAUGCCAAGGAUCUCUACCGCGAUGGCAAGCGUGUGCUCGAGUGCUUGCAGCGCGCGUUGCGGGUGGCCGAUGCGUGCAUGGACGCGGCGGUCAGCGUCGAACUCUUCGUUGAGAUUCUCAACCGCUAUGUCUACUACUUCGACCAGGAAAAUGAAGCGGUGACCACCAAGUAUCUCAACGGCCUCAUCGAGCUCAUCCAUUCGAACCUCAACACCAACGAGAACACGGCCAGCCUGGAGAACCCCCGCAAGCAUUUCCAGCGCACUAUCGAUUACAUCUCGUCGAGAGAGUACGAGGGCGUCGUGACGCAACCGAAGUGA
Diplodia corticola is the source of this 2634-nucleotide messenger RNA. Its product is annotated as vacuolar sorting protein 35. The record is from RefSeq and is a predicted model, not a curated record. Gene Ontology annotation, biological process: retrograde transport, endosome to Golgi; intracellular protein transport. Lineage: Eukaryota; Fungi; Ascomycota; Dothideomycetes; Botryosphaeriales; Botryosphaeriaceae. The coding region runs from base 1 to 2634 and encodes 877 amino acids. Gene Ontology annotation, cellular component: late endosome; retromer complex; retromer, cargo-selective complex. The transcript is spliced from 5 exons.